This is a messenger RNA of Cadophora gregata, 2184 nucleotides long. RefSeq lists its product as uncharacterized. The record is from RefSeq and is a predicted model, not a curated record. NCBI's taxonomy places the organism in Eukaryota, Fungi, Ascomycota, Leotiomycetes, Helotiales, Ploettnerulaceae. The transcript has a single exon. The coding region runs from base 1 to 2184 and encodes 727 amino acids.
AUGGAUUACAUCUCAAACCUCUCCCGCUUCUUUGCUUCAAGGCCAGAAUCUUCCACUCAGACGUCAUCCACGCAGCCUCCUGCUCCUGCUUCUGAACUAUUGUGCUCGGAAUACUCUUCUGUGGAUAUCCUAGCGGCCUUUCGUAGUCAAGUCCGUCACAACUCCCUUAAUGGAGACGUCGUGGUGAAUUUCUCGCGCUGUGCACGAGAUUUACGAGCCUCGACCUGUCCUUUAUGCCAGCUCUUCGGGUCCGUUUCUUGGCCACCUGGAUCAAGUUUUGCGACAGUUGAGGCGAGACUCAUACCCAUCGAUCUCUUGUUCACAGGACUGACUUUGCCCUCAUUGUUUGAGACCAAUGCCAUCGGCGUUCAUGGUUAUGAACCCAUGCGUCAUAGAUAUCACAGUCUAGGGCUCGUGGAUACAAGACAGCCUUCCUGUCCAGUAGGAUUCAACUAUGGAGUCCGAGUACUCAAUCGAGAAAGCUUUGAUGUUGAAAUCGUACGUCACUGGAUCGGAUUCUGUGGGAUCAAUCACCAUGGUGAUUGUGUGCCAACAUAUUUCACUGGUAUAUCCUCAUUUCGGGUGAUAGACUGCGUGACGAAAACUGUUGUCAAGGCUCCAUCCUCCUGCCGAUAUGUUGCGCUGUCCUAUGUCUGGGGACCGAGCCAUUUGCACCAUUGUAGCCCGGAAAUCGGUGAUCCUUCUCUCCAGAACGCCCCAAAGGUGGUCACCGAUAGUAUGAAAGUCGUCAGGCUACUAGGGUUUCGCUAUUUAUGGAUUGACAGGUAUUGUAUCCACCAAUUCGAUUCAGCUGAGAAGCAUGAUCAGAUUUCUCGUAUGGAUUCGAUAUAUGCCAGUGCUCAACUUACCAUUAUUGCGGCCGCCGGCAUUGGUCCAGACAUUGGCCUUCCGGGGGUUAAUGGAACACUUCGAAGACCCCAGCCAUCAUAUCAAUUUGGAGAUUACAAAGUAGUAUCGUCCCUUGUAACUGCUACUGUUUCAUUGUCUGAAACAGCAUGGACCUCGCGCGGAUGGACAUAUCAGGAAGGGCUACUAUCGAGAAGACGUUUGAUUUUCACAUACGACCAGGUAUACUUCGAAUGCAAUGGUAUGCACUACGCUGAAGUUCUACACUUACCGCUUCAAGAAAUGCUUGACACAGACACGGGGAAAGCUAGGGUAGAAGUUCCUCCAGGUGCUUUUACAACGAAAUCAAUUGGAGAUUACCCAUGGAGAAUUAUGCAAUCUGUAUCAGACUUCUCGGCAAGACAGCUCACUUACCAAUCCGACGCUCUAAACGCCAUUCAAGGCAUCUUUCGAGCUUUCGAAAAGAGUCCCUACCCUACGUAUCAACUGAUGGGAGUUCCAAUAAUGUCAUCGUAUAUCAUAUCUGGUACUUCUGACCCAGUUGUGUCCACAAUCUCACGGUAUCCCGACGAAGGAUUUAUGAUUGGACUGUUGUGGUUUCAUCGACACUCUCGCCCGGAGGCUGACUUGCGCAGGCAAUGCUUUCCAUCUUGGUCCUGGGCAGGAUGGAACGGACAACCAGAGCAAUACCUCGAGUUCAAUCAUCGUUCUCAGUUAUCCGAUCUUGGAGUUCAAGUCUCCGUAGAAGAUUCCGACGGUUCUCUGCUACCCUUCCCCAUGAAUGAUCCUUCAAUUCCGCUAUUUCUCGAUCGUCUUCACGACGCAAGAUUCAUCCACGUCACAGCGAGGACAUCUAAGUGUAAGAUCAUUCACAAAAGUUUCUUCACAGUCCCAGUCGAAGCUGGGUCUAGGUCUUCAUACAUGGCACUCCUUGCGGGUGAAAGCCGAGCUGUCUGUUUGGAAUUUGAGCCCGCAUACAAGAACGAAGCAGAUUUAUCCAAAAGUUCUCUGUCAGGCAAAAACCUUACAGCCAUCAUCUUUGCGCCGGAUACAGAGGUUGAUGACAUUGACCGGCAGGUGUCAGUUCUUGUAGUCGAGGAGAAAGGGGACUUGACUGAAAGAGUAGGAAUAUGUCUUAGGCCCGAUGUGUAUGAUUUUCGAGGUGUCAAAUCGGAACCACGACUAAUCUCUAAUUUCCUGGAUAUCUCGUUUUCAGACCAUCGGCAUCCUUAUACUGCGAAAGAUAAGGAUGAGAAUAGACAAGCGUUCAAGGAAUGGUUGGACGAGCUAACGACUCGUACGAUUCGAAUAGGAUGA